UGUGUGUGUGUGUGUGUUAGACAGAUGAUUCGGCGGCAAUAUUGCAUCUAUUGCUGCAAAAAGGCGAGGAUCGCUGUCAGAAGUUCAUCUCCCUGGUGCUGAAGAACCCCGAGGUUCAGGAAACCUACCCCAGGCUUGAAGCCCUGGACUGGGCCUCCUUGGACUCCCCUCCCCCCCUCGUUCCAGAAAGAACCUCCAUGCCAGGCCAGGGCCCAAGACCGGAGAGGAGAGACAUACCGGGGUUUGGAGGCCAUUGGGCUCCUGGAUCUCCGACCAUAGUGAAUUAUUACAACAUCGUACUGCGGUGUGACUGUGCAGCAGCACAGUGUGUGGCUGAGCAGCAGCAGAACCGAACCGUACCUAAGAACCUUGCAACGGAUGUCUUCAAAAGAAUUGGAAUUGGAAAAGAGAUUAAUAAGAUUUACAAUUUUGUAUAUAAGGAAUGGGGCAUAAUUGUAAAACGUAUUUGUAGAUAUAAACGUGAAAAUACGAGUAUUAGUAUAUUAGUAAAAUACACUUUUUCUGGAAAAUGUACAGUCGACAAACAAAUCCAAAAGUUCAAUAAAAUAAAUGAGGCCAAAACUAAGUUUAGCUUGGAAGACUUCGUUUCUAAUUAUUUUGGAAUCAAAAUAAUGUUCCAGCCAAUUGAAUUCCCUACUUUUGCUCUUGAACGGCCAACACAGGAUAUCUUUUUUGAGGUCAUUGCCCCGUUAGAAAUGAAGUGUAUGCUAGAACGGCAUGUUCUGUUAGCACAAAUUGACGUUGUCAAAUUCAAAGCUCCUAUUCAUGAUUUCCUUAACUACCUGUAUCCUGGGCAAAAAUGUAUUCUGCUUACAGUUUUACCACUUGUAUUGGACACUAUGAAGAACGAUCCAUUUGUUCAAAUUAUCCUUGACCUGAUAGACAUUAGACUGAUUAUAAUCAUACCAGUUAUUAUGCUUCGAAAUGGUUCAUAUGUGAUGUUGCAAAUCAAGCAGUUUUUCAACAACCUUUUUCCAGACAUAAUCACAAAACUAGAUGAUUGGAUCCAAGCUCUAUCCCUAAUCAUUGAAUUAUUGAAUCCAGUUAUUGGAUAUAUGUGCGAGAGAUGGAAUCGAAAUCAAGGCCAUUUAGACAAUAGGGCACCAAAACAGAAUUUAGAAAGCAAUGAGUGUUUAAAUGAACGUUGUAUUUCCUCAAGCCGGGGUAAGAACAGAGGGCUAAAACGUAGAAAGAGUCAAGAAAUUAGGCAAGAGACGGAGGCUGGGAGAAAGAGAAAAUGCAUAUAAGGAUGUAAUGAUCUAUGAUAGUUUCGGUACGGAUUUUAACGGUUCGAUGCAGGUUUCAUUUGGGUGCGUACCGAAUUAAUUUUUUCUUUUAUUUGUUUUAAGAUUUUUUUUUUUAUUGAUUAUCACUCUCUGUCUUUGUCUUGUCAUGC
Messenger RNA from Gadus morhua (Atlantic cod), 1417 nucleotides. RefSeq lists its product as uncharacterized. The record is from RefSeq and is a predicted model, not a curated record. Lineage: Eukaryota; Metazoa; Chordata; Actinopteri; Gadiformes; Gadidae. Bases 198 to 1268 code for a protein of 356 amino acids. The transcript has 3 exons.